UCGAGCUCUCUUGCUAAAAUAUCUUGCGCUUUAAAUUCGAUAUUCGUUGUUCUUUCAUGUUGACUCUGUCUCCGUGACAUAGGUCUAAUAUUAAAAAAGUCGAUCCCGACACGCCGUCGAGUUUAAUUGUUCAGCUUUGUACUUUAAAUUUUCCGCAAGUAUAUAUUGUACUAAGAACUCUUCAUAUACUAGAUUUCUCAACCUUGUGGAAUCUUCUCACGGAAUUACUCUUAAAUCUAGAAGCUCGAAAAUCACACACGACCUAUUUUUAAAAAUACAUCAUGGCAGCGCCAUCAACCGAGGGUUAUAAACCCGAAUGGCUCGAGGUAACUAUAUACUCCCACCUCCCUCCCAUCUCUAUACAUAAAUUCACACAUCCCGCAGCUCGAGAAAGCCCUUGGAGCUCGUCCCCUCCUCACAGGCACUGCAGCAGAAAUCACACAGCAAUUCAGCGGACUAAUCCACACCCUCGCCGCACAAGCCGGAGCGCCCGAUCCUUCCGUCCAAACUCGCGAAUCCUCCGCCGAUGGAAUCCCAGUUCGCAUCUAUACCCCUUCAAAUACAUCUGCCGAGAAUCCUCUUCCUCUAGGUGUAUAUUAUCACGGCGGAGGCUAUUGCGUCGGGGAUCUCGAUUCGGAGGAUUCCUGGUGUCGGUAUAUCGCGAAGAGUGUUCCGUGUAUACUCGUUUCGGUGGAUUAUAGAUUAGGUCCUCAAUAUAAAAUGCCAGUUAUGUUAGAUGAUAGUCUCAAGGCUUUUGAAUGGGUAUGUUCACUGUGGUACUUCCAUUUCCACUUUUUUCCUUCUUUUCCCAUUCUUGAUUUCCAUAUAUAUUCCCUAAGCUCACGCUAUCCCACUCACUCACUCUCUCUCUCACAUCACUCACUCACUAACCCCCACUCAAGGCGCGAAACCACACCUCAGAACUAAACGCCAACCCCGCGCAAAUCUUCACCAUCGGCGGCUCAGCAGGCGGCUGUCUAGCCCUAACCGUAGCAAACGAUCUCAUCGCGGCAGGUAAAAAAGACCACAUCCAAGGUAUCGUAGCCAUGGUCCCCGUAACCGCACAUCCAUCUUCCAUUACCGCCGCUUAUAGCAAACACUAUAAAUCGUACGAGGAAAAUGCAGUUGGAGUUCCCAUUCUGGAUCGUAAGACUAUGUAUACAUUUUUUGAGGCUGUCGAUGUGGAUCCCCAUGAUGAGAGACUUUGUACGUUUUUCUAUUUUUUCUCCAUCUAGGUUUUGGUUAUAUGCAUCUACAUCCAUCUUUGUGACUUUUUAUAAAAUUAUAUAUAUAUAUAUAUAGAAAGAGAAAAAACAAAAACUAACAUCCGAUCAAUCUUAGUUGUAACGCUUUCAAAGCAUCUCGAUAAAUUCCCUCCUACGUAUAUUGCUACGUGUGGAAAAGAUCCUUUAAGGGACGAUGGUAAGGUCUUGGAAAUAAUUUUGAAGGAGAAGGGGGUUCAGACAAAGAGUGAUCAUUAUGACGGUGUACCACAUUAUUUUUGGGUAUUUCCCGGUAUCAAGGGUGGAGUUGAAUUUUUGGACAAUGUUUGUGAUGGGGUGAAAUUCGUUUUGGGUAUUUAGGUUAUUGGAUGGUUGUUCUCACGCCAGGGAUUCUUUUAUUAUACAUCUGCUUCACACAGGUUUUUGUAGAAAUGCAAGUCUAGUCUGUGUGUUGUGAAGAUAUCAAUUUUUAUCUAUCUCCCCGACCCUCAAAUAAGGAAA
Sclerotinia trifoliorum is the source of this 1724-nucleotide messenger RNA. The record is from the annotation of a GenBank genome assembly. Lineage: Eukaryota; Fungi; Ascomycota; Leotiomycetes; Helotiales; Sclerotiniaceae.